Molecule: messenger RNA, 378 nt
Organism: Lachancea nothofagi CBS 11611
Lineage: Eukaryota; Fungi; Ascomycota; Saccharomycetes; Saccharomycetales; Saccharomycetaceae
Source: the annotation of a GenBank genome assembly
AUGGCUAAUUUCUUUGAAGAGCUCUGGUCGAGCAUUUUCACGCCAGGAGCCUCUCCACAACUGAUUGUUGCGACUCAUGUCUCAUUUUUCAUGUUGUCGUGUUGCCUAGGAUGGCUCAUUUACUGCACCAAGAACGGGCACUUCGUGGCAUUGCUGGGGAUCUCGACUCUGUUAUGGGUUACCGUUACGUGGUUUAUCAGUGAACUCAAUCAUGCCAAGCUAAACGAUAAUCAGAGCCUUGCCAAGAAGAACGAUGGCGAUAAGACCUCCGAUAAUGCCAAGCAUCAAGUCUCCGAACCGGACAAGAAGCUCGAACAAAAUACACAGGGCAACUCUUCGGCGGUCAAGGUUACAAAGACCAAAUCCAGAAAGGCUUAG